Ilyonectria robusta is the source of this 492-nucleotide messenger RNA. RefSeq lists its product as uncharacterized. The transcript is spliced from 2 exons. NCBI's taxonomy places the organism in Eukaryota, Fungi, Ascomycota, Sordariomycetes, Hypocreales, Nectriaceae. Bases 1 to 366 code for a protein of 121 amino acids. The record is from RefSeq and is a predicted model, not a curated record.
AUGCCCAUUCCGGCAGGUGCCGAGACCUUGGUGGGGCCAAGCGGCCUCGUGUCGACGCCAAUGAAGCUUCGAAGCAUGAAGCGGAAGCUCGAGGAUACCGCGAAAGAACCGAACAAAAGCAGUCGAUAUGCCACGAGAGCGACAACGAGAGUCACAACGAGAGCGACAGCGAUUGAAGGAGAAGUCGAUUAUGCGAACGAUCCGAGGAAGGGAAACAGUAGCAACAUCAACGAGGGAAGGGUGAUGCUCCAAAAGGCCUUGGAAUUAUUGGGCGAGUACCGCGCUGGCACACGUCAGACCUGGUUGGAGGCAAGUUGGUUAUGUCGUGGUGGGGGCAAAUGGGUAUCAGACCUUGGUAGCGCUUGAUCAUCAGACAAAGGUAGGGGUGAGCGACCCAAAGCCAAGAAGGCGAUUAUUCGGCUUGACGGGUCACUUUCCGGUGCGAGAGGGGAGAAACUGACGGCUCAGCAGCAAGUGCACCCGGAUAGGGAA